GCUAAUAAAAGAAGGAGAAGAAAAAGGAAAAGACAGGAGCUUAGGAUUAUUAGCAGAAAAAAGGGGACACAAAUGUACACGUUGGAGAUGACUUUCUAGUUUCUACUACCACAGUCCACACUCCCACAGUAUCUGCAUAGCUGUUCCUCAGUUCUCACUACCACCGUUUCCUCGAGCACUGUGCUUUCUCAUCACUUCUACAGGGUGUAUGCUAUUGAUUUCUGGGUCUCCUUCAACUUACAUUAUCAGCAUUUUCACCUCAGCUCUGUACGAGAUCUUCAGCUGUCGAUCUGUUUCGUUCUUCCAACAAGUUUCACAUUGUGAAUUCUGAGUUUAUAUAGGCUGAACAAUGCCUGAUAUAUGGCUGCAAAGAGUCCUGGUGCUAUUAAUCUGCAUUCUUCCCUGUAUCUUAGGUGCAUUCAUUGGGAUUGAUAUAGGGACACAUUUGUCUAAAUUGCCACAAGCUUCAGACGUGGUUGAUAUUCUUACAAACAACGUGAUAACUCAUGUUCGGCUUUUUGAUGCUGAUGCUCACAUGCUCCGUGCCCUUGCCAGUACAAGCAUAGAAGUAAUGGUUGGUGUUACAAAUGAGGAAGUUCUUGGGAUUGGGCAAUCACAAUCAGUUGCAGCAGCAUGGGUAAACAAAAAUGUAGCAGCUUAUGUUCCCGGCACUAAUAUCACUGCCAUUGCUGUUGGUAGUGAGGUAUUGACUGCAAUACCACACGCUGCUCCUAUUCUUGUUCCUGCCAUGAAUAACCUUCAUAAAGCUCUUGUUGCUUCCAAGUUAAAUUUAAAGGUCAAAGUCUCCACCCCACACUCCAUGGACAUAAUUUCAAGACCUUUUCCUCCUUCAACUGCCAUCUUUAAUUCAUCGUGGAACUCAACUAUGUACCAAGUCCUUCAAUUCUUAAAGAACACUAACUCCUGUUUCAUGCUAAAUGCAUAUCCUUAUCAUGGGUAUACUACAGGAGAUGGCAACUUUUCGCUUGAAUAUACUCUAUUUCAACCUCUAUCCUCUGUCAAGCAGAUUGUUGAUCCAAACACUCUGUUUCAUUAUAAUAGCAUGUUUGAUGCUUUUGUAGAUGCUGCUUAUUACUCGAUUGAAGCUUUCAAUAUUUCGGGGAUCUCAGUAGUCGUGACAGAAACAGGCUGGCCAUGGAAUGGGGGGGCUAAUGAGCGCGAUGCCUCAGUGAAAAAUGCUCAGGCUUACACUAAAAAUUUGAUCCAAAGGGUUUUGAAUAACUCGGGUCCGCCAAGUCAGCCAACGAUGCCAAUAAACACAUACAUUUAUGAGUUGUUUAAUGAGGAUGAGCGCCGUGGUCCUGUCUCAGAGAAGAAUUGGGGGUUGUUCUUUACCAAUGGCUCCAGUGUUUAUCCUUUGAGUUUUGAUGGUUCUGGUCCAAUGUCAGCCAAUUUCACGGGUCUUUUUUGUAUUGCAAAGUCAGGUGCCGAUGAAGACAAGCUGCGGAACGGUUUGAACUGGGCUUGUAGUGCUCAUGGUCAUGCUAAUUGUACUGCCAUUCAAGAAGGCGGGCCAUGUUAUUACCCUGAUACUAUUGAAAAUCAUGCCUCUUAUGUAUAUAAUGAUUAUUAUCAAAGGAUGAGCAGCUUUGGUGGCACUUGUGACUUUAAGGGUACAGCAACUACAACUGCUGCCGAUCCGAGUUAUGGUCCAUGUGAUUUCACUGGAAGUGCUAAUUCGACUGCUGGAAGAGGAUUCAGUCCCACGGCAUAUGAUCCGGUUAGUCCGUUCACAGGGAGUAAAAGCAGCAUGUUAUAUCCUGAAAUCGGAGUAAUAGUUGGAAUCUUUUUGCAUUGGUUUUGGCUUUGAUGUGCAGAUUGUUGAUUGAACUUUUGUACCCAAUACAAUACUAAUGAGAUAGAUUGCUUUGUUAGUGACAUUAUAGGUAUUGAUCAUCAAUUGUUAGUAUUUUGUCCAGGUAUCUUCAACAUUCUGUAAUCAAAUGCAAUUCCUUUUUGCCUAUUUUUCUUGAUGAUUUUCAAGAAAAAUCUUGAAUUUUUACAUGUUGCCUGUAAAGUAUUCUAGAGCUGAUUAUGAGGCGGUACUGGAGCUAUUUAUUUGGUCUAAUAUAGUUGGUACUUAUGGA
Messenger RNA from Beta vulgaris subsp. vulgaris (sugar beet), 2108 nucleotides. Its product is annotated as glucan endo-1,3-beta-glucosidase 4. Lineage: Eukaryota; Viridiplantae; Streptophyta; Magnoliopsida; Caryophyllales; Amaranthaceae. The record is from RefSeq and is a predicted model, not a curated record. Gene Ontology annotation, biological process: carbohydrate metabolic process. Gene Ontology annotation, cellular component: plasma membrane. The transcript is spliced from 6 exons. Bases 350 to 1831 code for a protein of 493 amino acids. Gene Ontology annotation, molecular function: hydrolase activity, hydrolyzing O-glycosyl compounds.